GGUGGACAGUACUGUGAGAAGUGUCGGGAGACGAUAGCGAAUUUUACUGAUGAACUAUGCCAAAGGGCCGUAAUGGAGAGAUCCUCCUUCCCGACGGAUGGGAAGAGGCGAUAGAUUAUGAUGGAAAAGUGUUUUAUAUUGAUCAUAAUAAUGGCCAAACAACUUGGAUCGACCCGCGAGAUAGAUACACAAAGCCUCAGACAUUUGCAGACUGUGUUGGAGAUGAACUGCCCAUUGGCUGGGAGGAGUCAUAUGACCCCAACGUGGGAAUAUACUACAUCAAUCAUAUGAAUCAAACAAAUCAGUUAGAAGACCCAAGGCAACAAUGGCGAAAAGAACAGGAACUGAUGCUAAAGGACUAUCUUGUCACAGCGCAAGAAGAUCUGGAGGCCAAGAAGGAGAUAUAUGCAGUGAAGGAGCAAAGGUUGAUGCUGGCGCAGGAUGAGUUCCUUCACCUCAACGAGACACUGUCGGGAUGGAAGUCAUCCAGAACCAGCUUAAAUUCCAACUCCAGCGUGGGCAGUACAAAGUAUGACCCUGACCUCCUCAAGUCUGACAUAUGCCUGGCACGGAAAAGUGUCGCUCGACUCAAAAAUGAACUUGAACAGAUUCGGGCUGAAAUGCAGUACAAGGAGAGAGGAGUGGAGACACUAACAAGGGUGGACCAAAAGUUGGCGGGACUGGGUGGAGGUUACAAUGUGACGCAAGCCCAAGCCAUCAUCGCCGAGAUCCGACAGUUGCAGCAACAUGUCAACACAGGGGAAAAGGAGAAAAUGGACCUGAUGCAGUCCUUGGCCAGACUGAAGGAGGAGUUCAUGCUUGGGAAGAAUGGCGGCUCCUCACCAGAUGUGUCGACACUUUCGUUGGCGCUGGCUGAGCGGUCCAGUACGGCGUCGCAAACGGAUCUGAGAGGAGAGGUGAGUCAGGGUGUAAUCGAAUCUUUGCGGAGAAGACACGACUCCCGUCUCCAGUACGAUGAAGCACGGCGGAAACUCAGUCAACUGAAGGUUCAGCUGGCCAAGGUGGAAGAUCAGAUGAUCCCUGGGCAGACAGAGUGUGACAAAGACAGAUUGUUGUUGCUGCAAGAAAAGGAACAGUUGCUACGUGAAUUAAGAAGUAUUGACCCUAAAGGUCGCAGUGAGAGUGAGCUGGCUAAGAUACAACAGCGAAUCGCACAGUUGAAAUAUGACAUCAACCAUGCUUUGGAGAUCUCCAAUAAGCAGAUAGCAGAGAGAUUAAAACUAAACAAUGAGAAGGUUACUGUGAUGCAUCAACUUUCGGAGACCACCAAGUUAACGUCGUACCUUGAGACGCAGCUGAAGAGCUUGUCGCUGAGCACAUUGUCAAUGUCCUCGGGAUCAAGCCUGGGAUCACUAGGGUCUCUCUCGGCCAGCAGCCUGGGAUCCCUCAACUCCCUCAGUGCUGUGGACAUUUACAAUCAGAGCCAAAGUGGAAGUGAUAUAAAUUUACAGGACCUUCAUCAACGUGUUGAGAAACUUCUGCAGGGUCAAUGGAUGGCCCCUAUUCAGGAAGCGGUCAUUCCGCAAAUGUCCAACUUAGACAUCACAGCCGCAGCGACAGGGAAUUACCUACAUAGUGUCAUGGCAACGGGGAUAAGUGCCUUCGGUUAAAUCAGUGUCCCCCAAUCUUCAUUUUCAUCAACAUCGCCCAGUGUCUCCUUAUAUGCCCAUGGAAAUAGUUCCCCGCCCUUUCAUUUAGAGCAACGAGCGCCGUGAGAACGGCAGCGUCAUGUGAGCCUGGGUGGCAACUGGAUGGUUGGUGGGCAACCUCUACUUAACUGCGACGAUCAAUCAAAAUUAACAGAAAAUUCUCCACAAUACCCAAGGGUAGAUAACUCUCGGACUAGAGUGCCAGUGGUCGGACAAAUGGUUCCGCAAUCUUUACUAGCGGAGAGUGGUGAAAUAAACACAAAACGUUCACAAGGAUUAGAGAACUUGGACUCCACAUCUAACCCUCCUCUUAGUCCAAUCAGUGAAAGUAGUUCCGGUGUGUGCAACAAUUUGUCUGGUGGAAAUACACGGAGUGUUUCUGCAGCAGUGAGUGAUGAGUCUGUAGCUGGUGACAGUGGUGUGUUUGAAGCAUCAGUCAAAAGGACUGGAGUGAUUGAUGAGGUGCUGGAAACAAAUCUGGAAAGUGCACAGAUACAGAUAAAGCUCAAGUACGAAGGCGUGGAGAAGAUGUUGUUGAUAGGGAUCGAACAAGCCCGCAAUCUGAUGGCACUUGCUUUCCCAGAAGGAGGCCAUGUAUGUAUUAAAGCUGCACUGUUGCCACACAACAUGGAGACGUCGUGGAAGACGAAGACGCUACCAGAUCUGAAGAACACCAAAUUUGCUGAGACAUUUCGUGUGAUCCUGGCAGAGCAGAAGUUGUCUUCCAAGACGCUACAGGUUAACGUGUGGAGUGUACACCCCACGAGGGAGGAGGAGUGUCUGGGCUGUGCUCAAGUGAGUCUGGCUGAUUUCGACCCGAAGGAAGUGUCUACUCGAUGGUACAACAUUUUAAGUUUUAAGUUCAUGCAGUCCGACUUAAGGACAGGAACAAAGAAAUCAAGUGAAGCCAGUCAGCCAUCAUCCAGCAGUACGCUCAGCUCAGACGACACACGCCACUCCUCCAGCCAAACUCUCACACAGAGAGAAUCAUCAGACAGAGUAACACAGCUCCUCGAAGCUUCUUCAGCCAAACUGCGUAAGUCGUCUCUGCCAAGUGAUGAGAAGCCAGUCCUGGAUGUUGUCGUGAAGGAGGCCAGUCAAUACAAGUCUCCCCAUCCUGCCGUGUCUUCAGUGAAGGAAGAGAGCAGCGAUGAGUCGACCAUCAUCUCCUCACAGACCUCCACCCUUACAAGGAACCAAGGUCCUGAGGAUAUGGCCAGCCACCAAGAUAGGGAGACAAGCCCACGUCUGGCUGGAUUUGGGGAAAACGACGAUGAGGACGAUGAAGAUGAAGAAGAUUUGGAGGAAGAAGAUGAGAAGGACUACAAUGAAAUGAUGCAGGAGGUUCUUGCUGAGCUUGAAAACAUUGAAAACCUGGACGACCACUUCUCUGAAUCGGACGAAUCUCUACAUGUCAAAACCUGUGAUGCUGAGACGAAUACCGAAGGAGAUUAUUUGGUGAAAGAAAUCAAACGGAGGCAACACAAUCAUCACAUUCGAAACAGCACCAUCCGUCGGUCACAGACAUUCUCACCGGCAUGCAGACAACAAGCGCCAGGCUAUGUGUGCAAGCUCAAUCGUAGUGACAGUGAUAGUUCUAUGCCGCUGUACAAACGAGGGCCAUUCCAGAGAAAUGCAUUGGAGAGGAGAAGUCUUCGAUGGAAAGGCAAGUCGUCCUCAUCCUCCGCCCACCUGAACCCAAGGACAUCCUUGGACCUGGAGCUGGACCUGCAGGCUUCCCACGUCAAGCUGUCACACCUCAACGAUGAAAUCACACGCUUAAAAGAACUGAAGCGACUUAUGGAGGAGGCCAAGUCAAAAGGAGCAACAGAGCUGCCCAAUUGGUUGUCUGACGAUGACCAGCUGCAGAAGCUGCUGUCUGAUGCCGAGAAGUUGAAACUGGGAAUUCUACGACAUCAUAGUCAAAAGAAGACGUCAAAGAAUGUGUCUAAGCAAGAUCGUCGUGCCCAACAGCUCAUGAAGAAGGUCACAAGAGAUGUACAACGCAUGCGUAGAGGAAGUCAGCAGUGUAAUGCCAUCAACUUCAGAGAAAAGAUGGCGUUUUUCACAACAGUCAACAUGAAGGUGCCUGUCAUACCCUGUGAAACAGCCACAACGGACGACAGACUGGAGGAAUUCCUCAAUGAUGACCGAGUCGGAGAAGAAGUCUGAUUGCUUUACCAAAUGUCCAUUUGUGAAAGAAGUCAUAAGUUGAAUUACCUGCACCAGAGGAAGUCGUCAGCACUGAGAGACAUUUACGAGCUGCCUGGCAUUCGUGAACUGGUUGGACAGAAAACAGGCACAGUUUUGAUGUUCACACCAAUGGUUGUACUGAUGGCGAGGUAAAGCUUGUGGAAGUCACGGAACAAGAAUGUGACCACGUAACAGCUAAGUGGAAAAAGAGAAAAUCACAGAUAUGAAGAUCAUGUUGGUGACAUGAUCUUUGAAGACAAAUGCCAUGUGGCUAUAUGGCCAUGUUUGAUACUCAUGUGAUCAACAGUACCAUAUUUGGUAGUCAUGUGAUCAGCAGUACCAUAUUUGGUAGUCAUGUGAUCAGCAGUACCAUAUUUGGUAGUCAUGUGAUUAGCAGUACUUACAUGAUCUGAGGAAAUGUUGGCAACUAAUUUUCAUGGAGAGUUUACAAUCUAAAUCAUUUUCGAUAAUUUUACUUCGUUUUUCACUCUUAUUUUUUAUCAUACAUGAAUGCCUUGUCAUGUCAGUAUUGAACAGAAAGAAAUAUACCUCUAAAUUUCUUCCAAAAAAUCAAGUUGAAAUGGAGACAAGCCUUCCAAUUUGUUUUUUAGGUGAGUGGUUGUGUUUCAUUUUCAUGAUCAGCAUUAUACAACCAGUUCAUCAUUCGAAGGGCUAGAACAUUAUCAGAAUAUUUUUUCAGUAUUACUACUGGAUGUGAAAUUGAAGCUCAAAAAGUAUUUUCUAAAUUUUGUAUUCUCAUUAAAUUUUAUUUGAUACCACAUGCAGAAAUAAUGAAGAACUGUUGUCGUGGAAACGAUGAACUGGUAGUGAUGACUAGAUACUGCUUCAGGAUACGCGUCUUAAGUGACAGUGGUUGACAUCAAAAGAUUGUAUUCAGUAUUUCCCUGAAGGUAUAUAUAUUGGCUAUAUGUAUACUAUAUCAGUUCUUUCGAAGGAAAGAUUGUUGAUUACGCAAAAACUAAGUUUGCAGUUGUCUUUCUCCUAUAAAAGUGAAUUUGUUGCGGUGAAUUUUGGUUUAUGAAUAUUCAUAUAUAAAUGAAUGUCUCAGUUAAAUCGUGCAAUUUAGUUCGAGUUAAUAAUAUUGUAGCUUUCCGUACCUGUUAUAAGUCAGCACUCUGAAGCUUCAGUGGUUGUAAUCGUAAUUGUCUCAGUAGCAAGUUGAACUGAAGCCCAGGUUGCCAUGGUUACUUAGUAAUAGGAUAAACUGACAGGACACUGGGAAUGGUAUGUGUGCAGAGGCAUUGUUCCAUCUUGGAAUCGAUGUUGGCUUGACUUCGUACAAUAUGACUGUCCUCUCAGAACAUGAUAUUAUGAAUCUAAGGCAUUUUAAAUUAAUUUAUUUGGUGUAUGGAUCUGCCUACCAACCAAAUUUUCAAAUGUGGCCUUAAUAAAUUUUAGAAAAUUGUAAUUUUUUAGCGCUAGUUUUUAACCAAGUUAUAUUAUUAUGGACAAACCUUCAAAGAAGGGCAUUAGGCAAAGGGAGGUAACUCAUUUUACUUUUCAUGACGACCACUUUUUAUUACAUUUCAGCUUUCCUUUUUCAACUGAUACUUUCAUGCAAUGAAUUUGUAAAAUGUUCUUGCCAAUGAUUCUGGAAAAGAAACAUUUCUUAUUUUUUCGUAUAAUGCCUCAGCCAGGUAGUUACUGUUGAACUAAAGAUGCUUUGAGGAUCUUGACAGAAACUAAGUUUCUGUUUGUGGAUGAACUUCAUGUGGGAAACAAUAGAAUAAUUUCUUCCAAUAUUCUAGUGCCAUGGAUACAGAGGUUUUUUAAUUUUUAACCUGUUUUCGACUACCAGCAUUUUUGUAAUAACUUCUGAAACUUUCUGUUCCUGGGUUGAGUUGUAAGGGUUCUUUGUCAAAGGUGUUUUUGAGAAUGUUGAUUCAACACUGUGAAUAUGAAUGCUGGUGUUACUAUGGCAAUACUGAAAUCUGCGUCCAUAUUUGGUGAUGACAAUAUAUGUGCAUGUGAAACUUGUGAUAUCGCAGUUUUUACGUUUUACCAGUGACGUGAAAGCUUGCUGGCAGUAUCUGUACAGCAACAGUGACUCUUAAUAUGUUAUCCUACUCAACUUUUGGUAGGGAUGCUGAGUGUCCAGGGAGGGGAGAAGUCUGACCAGGUGUAUGGAGAUCUUCACAUGCAAGUAGGAUGUCAUUAUGGCAUGGAACCAACAUAUUUUUGAGUUUUGUUUCAAGCCGGGAGACAACAAUUCAGUUUAUACAUUGGAUAUUAUGAAACGAAUCUAAACGUGUUAGAUCCAGUUCAAAUUGCAUUGAGGGGCGGUGGUAGCUUAGUAAUUUAAGUGUUCGCUCAUCACGCCGAAGAUCCGGGUUCGCUUCCCCACAUUGGUACAAUGUGUGAAGCCCAUUUCUGGUGUCCUCCUCCAUGAUAUUGCUGGGAUAUUGCUAAAAGUGGCGUAAGCCUACACUCUAUCAAAUUGCAUCCAAUUUGUACAUCAUCUCCAAACACAAAAAAAGUCAGAUUUAGCCUCUACCUUGACAUUUGAAAUAUCCCUAUGAAAUGGUGAACAGUAUAUAUGGAAUAGUACAAAAUGUGUAUGUUACAUAUUUUGUAGAUAUAUAACAAUCGUAUGCUUGAACGUGUGGUGUUUGUGCUGCACAAACCAUGCAAUAGGAACAUUGUGUUCGUUGAUUUUAUUCCAGAAAACUCAUUAACGGAAGAUCUACAUGACGAGGCUUGGUCUCGUCUGUUUAACAUGGUUAUUAGAUUUUUGUACGAUAUGUAAAUAAAAAGGAUCUACUUAGUGAGACAAUACAUGCAUGCCAAAGUCUAACUGUAUAUAGUCUAUUGUAGAAACAGGAAUAUUUGGUUACUCCUGCCUGUGAUCAUAUUUAUUUCUCAUAGAGCAUAUCCACAUUGUAUUAGUAUCACCAUCAUCAUCAUCAUCAUCCAUCGUCUGUCUAUAGUCAUUGUGUGUAUAGAGUAUCUAUCGCCAUCAUGAUAUUGAAUAUUGUAUACAUUUUCAUAGAAUCAUCCGUCAUACUCAACAUUAUGGUAUCGCCCACUUGUGUCAAUAUUAACCAUGUUAUACAUAACACGCCAUAUGAUAUUUGAUAGCGUAUUUUAUAUGAUAACUCAUCGGGAAGGGUGGGGACGUUUGUCGUGAAACACGAUGAUGACAACCACUCUGAUAACGCCGUGCGGCCGUCAUGGACUUGCGGUGAAUCUACAACACGUAGAUAUGUAAGUAUAGAGUUGUUUGUCACAGCAGUCAUAUACUCACGAGGACCCACAUGGGAGUCAUCUCGCUCCUUUUGUCACUUAUAUCCAAGAAGAAAACUGAAAUAAUUGUUUUGCUAAACAAAACUGGACACCAGUUAUGGUUAUUUUUGUAAGAAUUACGCGACGAUGUUCUUGAGUACCCAUCUGCACCCCUUCAUGUACAUUCACGUCAUUGAUCAAUCUUAACAACCUGUACUGUUUCUUUCACAGAUGAGUCUUGCACAAUUACCAUCCUGACAAGCUUAGAGAAUUUGAGGAAACAACGCAAAUAUUAGUUUCCAUCCACUGGGUACCAGUGUCCAAAUUUUGGCUGGAGUAACUUAUCUCAGUGCCUUCAAAUUCUUUUACAUAUGUGUUAAUAAAAUUUGGACAAAUAUUGUAUAGAAUUAAUAGCAUUGGUAAUAGAAAAUGAGGUUUUCUGGGAACAAACUUAGGGAUUUUGGUUGUGAACUCACCUUUGUGGACCUGUAUGCACUGUGUGCAAGGUGUACAUGGAGUUCAUCAAUGCUGCAUUUUUAACUUGUGCCAAAAGCAGACCUUUUGCCCCAGCAUAUUUGGGUUACAUUUACGUCAUAUUUUGUGGAAAUUAAUAAGUUGUAGCAAAAUGGGUUAAAAUGUCCAGAGGUUUUUUUAUCGUUAUUUUUUACCAGAAAAUAUUUUGAAAUUUAGUGGAACAAAUCCCCGCACCAGGGGCUUAAAGUAAGUAAAAAGCUGCAUUUCUCUAGCACAAGGCCAGUAUAGUGAGAAGCUUGUGACGAACUGUUUUGUUCAGUGGAAAUUGUGCAAGACACUGUCUGUUCCAUAUGCCCUCCCAUGUUUGGGAGAGCUGGUGGGUGCUCUGUCUAGAAUGUAGCAAGUUUUACAAAAAGCCGCGUUGACUUGUUGAUAAUACUCUGUUUUGAAGUUUUUCUCCUAGCUUUAAGAAUUGUGUUCAUUUUGCAGUUAGUUCUUGAUGGAUGUCAACUCUCACUCUAACAAAGGUAUUUGUCAAAAAAUUCGUAUUGUAUGUAAGUUUGGUUUGGUGCUAAGUCAAUUGAAUUGUUUCAGUAAGAAUAUUUACUCCUUGCUUGAAAGACAAAUUAAGUUUAUAUGUGCUUCUGUCAUACGUUUAUCAAGAAUUAACUGCAAUUUGACACAAACUCUUGAAACAUGUUAUUGUUUGAGUGACAUGUGGAAUUGAGACAUGAGUUAACUUAAAUAAUUUGAAAUUUAUCAUAUGGCCGAAAUAUUUUAUUUUUCAAAACUCCAUUUUGAUUUGAAAAUCGUGCCAUAUAAAGUUUUUACUUUUCAAAUUGAUCAUGAAAACAUUCAGUGAUAUUAUUUCUUUAUUUUAAUUUGUGUACAAUUUAUUUGAUCAUUUUUUGCAACAAAUUAGUUUUACUUGACCUGAUUCCAACAUUUUCCAAACUCAUAAGAAUUCAUGUUGUAAAUUAUAUUGAAAGGCUCCUGUCAUACAUUUUACAUGUGACUCCAACAAUAUUGCUACGAAGUCGUUUUGUCAAAAUAGUGGAGACUUGGUGUGAAACCGUCUUUUCUAAAACUCUGCUUUGUCAUAAUUAUAUACACGAGCUUAUUAUCAAAAGUAGUUUCACCUCCUUCCUUCCUUCCUUCCUGUCAACUCCUGCACUGGUAGGAAUAAUAGAUGAUACAAGUAUCCUCUUAACAUUAAAGGUGCCUACCUCUUGGUUUGCUGUAGAUUCCUUGUUGAAUGUUGCUGACAAUCCAGAAGUUGAACUGCAUAUUUCUGAAGGUUGCAUUUUGUUUGUAAGAUAUUUAAAUUGGGAGGAAAAUGCAAGUUAACCUAGAAACACAUCCAAUAGACUAUGGGAGUGGGUAUUGAUCGGAUCCUAUGUUAAUCUUAUUGUGUAUCUAACUCCAGAUUUUAUCUUGUUCCCGUGGCAUUUAAAAUACUUUAAGAAGUAUGGACUGUACUCUUAAAGAGACAUUAGCUGGUUCCUGUCCCGAGCCGAGUGUUCCUGAGUGUGGUUCCACAUUAUCUCUGAAAAUGCUUCUUCAAAGUUGGCGUUGAAUGCACAGAAGAAAACUACCUUCCAUUAAUCUAAAUUAUAACCAUAAUAUACUACUUAACAUUGAUAGGAUGAUUAGUAUUGUUAGAUCUAUUGACCUGAUGAAAAUCAGUUUUGAAUAUCCUUAAUAAAUACUAAGUAUCAAGAA
Molecule: messenger RNA, 9302 nt
Organism: Haliotis rubra (blacklip abalone)
Lineage: Eukaryota; Metazoa; Mollusca; Gastropoda; Lepetellida; Haliotidae
Product: protein WWC2-like
Biological process (GO): regulation of DNA-templated transcription; negative regulation of organ growth; regulation of hippo signaling
Cellular component (GO): cytoplasm
Molecular function (GO): molecular adaptor activity; kinase binding
Source: RefSeq, a predicted model, not a curated record